UGGAGCGGGGGUCCAUCCCGGGGAGCGCCCAGACUCUCCGAGCUCAGGCCCUGGCUGAGCGGAGGGGUGGCCGGGGCAGCAGGAGGUGGAGGUAGCACCGCAGGAGGAGGCGGAGCGGAGAAAGGAGGCAGGGUGAGGUGUUCCCGCAGAAUCUGCGUUCUCCUCGGCUCGCUGGCCCUCGUCUUCUUCACCUCGCUCUUCUUCUCCGUCUCACUCCGUGGGGGCGUCAGCUUCAACUACCUGGAGCCGCCCGGGUGGGAGGAGUCGAGGCGGGUGAAGCUAGUGCCCAGCUAUGUGGGCGCACACCGCCUGUCAGCACCUGACGCCCCGCAGCAGAAAACGUGUGCCUGCCCACGCUGUGUCGGAGACCCUGGCGUUUCUGAUUGGUUCGAUGAGAACUACGAUCCGGAUAUCUCACCUGUUUGGACCAGAGACAACAUCCAGCUGCCCUCUGAUGUCUACUACUGGUGGGUGAUGUUACAGCCCCAGUUUAAACCACACAGUAUCCAGCAGGUGCUGCUGAGGCUGUUCCAGGUGAUUCCUGGAAGGUCACCGUACAGCUCGUGGGAUCCGGGGCGCUGCCUACGCUGUGCGGUUGUGGGAAACUCCGGAAACCUCCGCGGGGCCGGAUACGGCGCCAGUAUAGACGGACACAACUACAUCAUGAGGUGAGGGGGACAGAGGCUGUGGACAGAGGAGCGAAGGGGAAGAAGGGA
Molecule: messenger RNA, 716 nt
Organism: Paralichthys olivaceus (Japanese flounder)
Lineage: Eukaryota; Metazoa; Chordata; Actinopteri; Pleuronectiformes; Paralichthyidae
Source: RefSeq, a predicted model, not a curated record